UAGGAAGUGAAAAUGUGUGCUGUGUAAAAGGCGUGUUGUCAGACAGCAGCUUGUGUGCAGCAGGGGCUGAUGGGAGGUGUGAGCAGCCGUCACAAACACGUCGUCUCAUCUCACAGCUCGUCCUUGUUUGGCCUCAGCUUCUCCGCAGGUUCACCAGGAGACACCGCGGCACAAAAUGCUUUUCCUCCCAGCUGCUGCUCUGUGCUGUCUGUGUUCAGCGCUGGUUGCCAUGGCAGCAGAUCUGAUUCAGGAUGAUUUAACAUUGACCAGGAGAGUUGGUGGAGAAGUUUCAUUCAGCUGUCGAGACACUGAGCUGUGUUAUGAUCCUUAUCCUUAUGUACUCUGGUACCAGAAGAGAGACACAGAAACAUUCACAAGGAUUCUGAGAAUUAUUAAGUCUACUGGUAAAGUUUACUCAGGUUACAAUCAUCCUCAGAAAGAUGAUUUCUCAGCUGUGAAGAAACAGAACGGCUUUGAGUUGAAGAUCCAGAAAGUUAAACUCACUCAUUCAGCCACCUACUACUGCUCCUGUGGGAAGGAUGGAUACGCGAUCUUUGGCUCUGGAACUAAACUGUAUGUAACAGAUGAGCAGGUAGUGAAGCCCGUGGUGAGCGUGUACCCAGCAGCAUCCAGAGCCCACCUGGAGGGGAAGAGCUCCCUGCUGUGUCUGGCCUCAGCCAUGUUCCCUCCUCUGGUCCAGUUCUCCUGGAGAAGACGAAAGGAGGACGGUCCUCUGGAGGAGCUGCCCCCUGCUGAGGGAGAGCAGCUGGAGCUCAGAGAGUCGGGACGCACCGCCGGCAUCCUGCUGAUCCACCAGCAAGAGAACAGCACAUAUAAAUACCGCUGCUACGUCCGGCACGAGGGGGGCACAGUGGAGGCCCAAGCAGAACAAGAGGUUCCAGCUCCAGCAGCCUCCUGUCCUCCAGAGAGAGAGCCAGCAGACCUGCCAGCACUGCAGCAAGCUGACUUGUCCUUCCAGUCUCAGUGCAGGGUGAGGCUGCUCUGCCUGCUGUACACAGUGCUGAUAGUGAAGAGUCUGGUGUACUGCUGUGGACUCUCUCUGCUGAUGAUCCUCAGGAACAAGGGAGCGUCCACCAACUGCUCACAUGCUGACUGACUGUUUUCUGAUCGCCUUUUCUCUCCAUCACAUCCCAUCAAUCUCUUUUCUCUCUGUGAUCAGUAUUCUCUAAUAUCAGUUAUGACGUGUUGUGGUCGGUUGUAAAAUGUAUCUUGUUAUGCAGGUUACCGUCAUCCUAAAACUAUAAGUACAUAUACACAUAUAUAUUUGCAGUUACUAAGUAUACAUUCUGUGUUUAUGUGUUUAUUUCCACCUUUACUUGUGACUUGUAGACUUAUAGAAAGAUGAAUCGUUAGCUGGUAGAUGUUUUAUUGUGUUUAGUAUCUUUCAUAUUCUUCUGUUUCUCUUUAAUACCUUGUGCAGAGUGCGGCAGGUUUGUCAAAUGCUCAAUAAAGCUAAAAAUCACA
Molecule: messenger RNA, 1485 nt
Organism: Cottoperca gobio
Lineage: Eukaryota; Metazoa; Chordata; Actinopteri; Perciformes; Bovichtidae
Product: immunoglobulin lambda-1 light chain-like
Exons: 6
Coding region: 176-1117 (313 amino acids)
Source: RefSeq, a predicted model, not a curated record